Molecule: messenger RNA, 9289 nt
Organism: Thalassophryne amazonica
Lineage: Eukaryota; Metazoa; Chordata; Actinopteri; Batrachoidiformes; Batrachoididae
Product: plexin-A1-like
Biological process (GO): regulation of cell shape; regulation of GTPase activity; positive regulation of axonogenesis
Cellular component (GO): semaphorin receptor complex
Molecular function (GO): protein binding; semaphorin receptor activity
Source: RefSeq, a predicted model, not a curated record
CUCAGGGAGCCGCCGGAGAGAGAGAGGGAGAGAGAGCACAUCAUUGCUCUGUGACCAGAGUGGAAAUGUUCGCAAGUUUUGGAAUUUAAAACCAUGGAGAGGAUAUCUACACUGCGGAUCACUUGAACCUGGAUCCUGGACCUUGUGCCUGCGUGGAUGAUGUUCCUGCUGACAGCUUGCAACGCCGAGAACAGGAGAGCAGUUUCAUAGGAAUUUUGUUUUCCAUCUUUUCAUCUUUCCCGCCCCCUCCCCCCCUUUUCCGUGAACUCCCUAAUUCCCUGAUAACAAGAGGACAAAGGAUAGAAAAUCCUGAAUUAGGAUUUGGAGCCACACCAUUUACACCUCCUCCUUUUCCUCCUAUAUCUCCCCGCCCCCUUCCCCCAAUACCCUUAAAUUGACUCACUUAUAAGUUCAAAUAUGUGUCCCCGAUCUCAGUGGGCAGCUUCUGCUGGCAUGUAUAACCUGCUUUUCAUCUUUGGCCUUUUGCUUAUUGUAAACUCAGCCAUCUCUGGAAGCCAGCCUCAGCCCUUCAAACGAUUUGCCCCGACUGAGUGGGGGCUUACACACCUGGCUAUCCACAAUAAAACUGGAGAAGUGUAUGUAGGAGCUGUCAACUGGAUCUUCAAGCUAUCUAGCAACCUGACCAAACUACGCAGCCACAUGACUGGCCCAGUUGUGGACAAUGAGAAGUGCUACCCUCCACCCAGUGUCCAGUCCUGCCCUUAUGACCAGGCCCAGACCCCCAAUGUGAAUAAGCUUCUUCUCAUAGACUAUGCCCAGAAUCGUCUCAUUGCCUGUGGAAGCACCUCUCAGGGAAUUUGCCAGUUUCUGCGUCUGGAUGACCUUUUUAAGCUGGGAGAGCCCCAUCACCGCAAGGAGCACUACCUGUCCAGCGUGGCUGAGUCAGCUACCAUGUCAGGUGUUAUCAUAAGCUCUCCUCAUAGUCCUAUCAGCAAGCUUUUCAUUGGGACCCCCAUUGAUGGCAAGUCUGAGUAUUUUCCCACCCUUUCCAGCCGCAAGCUAAUGGAAAAUGAAGAAAAUGCUGAUAUGUUCAGCUUUGUCUACCAGGAUGAGUUUGUCUCUUCUCAGCUCAAGAUCCCCUCGGACACUUUGUCUAAGUUCCCUGCAUUUGAUAUCUAUUAUGUUUACAGCUUCAGCAGUGAGCAGUUUGUCUAUUACCUAACCAUGCAGUUGGAUACACAGCUCACUUCACCUGAUGCCAGUGGAGAGCAAUUCUUCACUUCCAAAAUUGUUCGCCUCUGUGUGGAUGACCCAAAGUUUUACUCCUAUGUUGAGUUUCCCAUUGGCUGCACUAAAGAUGGAGUAGAGUACCGCUUAGUGCAGGAUGCCUAUUUGGCCCGGCCAGGCCGACAGUUGGCUAACUCUCUAGGGAUCUCUGAGAAUGAAGAUAUCCUCUUCACAGUCUUCUCACAAGGUCAGAAGAAUCGGGCCAAACCACCCAAAGAGUCAGCACUUUGUCUGUUCACCCUAAGGAGAAUUAAAGAGAAGAUCAAAGAGAGGAUUCAGUCCUGUUAUAAAGGAGACGGGAGGCUCUCCUUGCCCUGGCUACUCAACAAGGAGCUUGCCUGCAUCAACUCGCCUUUGCAGAUCGAUGAUAACUUCUGUGGCCAAGACUUCAACCAGCCUCUUGGGGGAACCAGUACCAUUGAGGGCAUCCCCCUCUUCAUUGACAAAGAUGAAGGCAUGACUUCUGUGGCAGCCUACGAUUACCGCAGCAACACUGUGGCUUUUGUUGGCACUCGCAAUGGCAAGCUUAAGAAGAUCUUGGUGAAUUCGGUGAGUCCUAACCGUCCGGUGGUGCUGUAUGAGAAGGUGACUGUAAGUGAAGGGGGAAGUCCUUUGCUGAGAGACAUGCUGUUCAGCCCCGACCAGCAGUUCAUCUACACACUGACUGACAAACAGGUUGUCAGAGUUCCUGUGGAGAGCUGUGAGCAGUACACCACUUGUGGUGAAUGUUUGGGUUCCAGGGAUCCUCAUUGUGGAUGGUGUGUUCUCCACAACAUCUGUUCUCGUAAGGACCGUUGUGAGCGAGCAGGAGAGCCCCAGAGGUUUGCGUCCGACCAGAGGCAGUGUGUAGAGCUCACCGUCCAGCCAAGAAAUAUUUCUGUCACCAUGUCUGAAGUCCAGUUGGUUCUCCAGGCUCAUAAUGUACCUGAUCUGUCAGCGGGGGUCGAUUGCGCCUUCGAGGACUAUGUGGAGACGGAGGGACAAAUCCAGGGUGAUCUCAUUUUCUGCCUUUCCCCUUCUGCCCGAGAGGUCAUCCCAAUCACAAGGAAUAAAGGUGACAAGCGGGUGGUGAAGCUCUAUCUAAAAUCCAAAGAGACUGGCAAGAAGUUUGCUAAUGUUGACUUUGUUUUCUACAAUUGCAGCGUACACCAGUCCUGCCUUUCCUGUGUCAAUGGAUCAUUCCCGUGCCACUGGUGUAAAUAUCGCCACAUGUGCACACAGAAUGCCAAUGAUUGCUCUUUCCAAGAAGGACGUGUCAACAUAUCAGAGGACUGCCCCCAGAUCUUACCUUCGACCCAGAUCUACAUUCCUGUUGGGGUGACUAAACCUAUCACCCUUGCCGCCAAGAACCUGCCCCAGCCCCAGUCGGGACAGAGGAACUACGAGUGUGUGUUCCACAUCCAGGGAGAGACACACAGUGUCACAGCCCUGCGUUUUAAUAGCACCUCCAUCCAGUGCCAGAAAACAUCGUAUAACUAUGAGGGAAAUGACAUCAGUGACCUGCCAGUGGACUUGUCUGUGGUUUGGAACGGCAACUUUGUCAUUGACAACCCCUACAACAUUAAAGCACACCUGUAUAAGUGCUAUGCUCUGCGGGACAGCUGCGGGAUGUGUCUGAAGGCAAACCCCAGGUUUGAGUGUGGCUGGUGCGUACAGGAGAAGAAGUGUUCACUCAGACAGGAGUGUACUCCUCCAGAGAGCACUUGGAUGCAUGCCACCACCGGAAACAGCCGCUGUGCACACCCCAAGAUUACAAAGCUGUAUCCAGACACCGGACCAAGACAGGGAGGGACCAUGCUGACCAUCACGGGUGAGAACCUGGGUCUACAGUUUAAAGAUAUCCAGAACGGAGUGCGUGUCGGCAAGGUGGCCUGCAAUCCUCAGGAGGACCAAUACAUCAGUGCUGAGCAGAUUGUGUGUCGGUUGAAUGAUGCUACAGGUUAUAGGGUACAGGAAGCUUAUGUGGAAGUGUGUGUCAGGGACUGCAUUCACCCCGACUACAAAGCUGUGUCCACCAAGGCCUUCACCUUUGUGUCUCCAUACUUCAGUCGUGUCCAUCCGUCCACUGGGCCAUUGUCUGGAGGAACCAGGAUCACCAUUGAUGGCUCUUACCUCAACGCGGGCAGCGCUGUGUCGGUGAAGAUUGGACUUCACACCUGCCGAUUUGUGAGGCGGAGCAACAAGGAGAUAGUGUGCAUUACACCAGCAGGCCAGGUGCCAAGCACCAACCCGGUCAUGGUGGACAUAAAUUCCGCUGAGCUGAGGAAUCCAGAGGUCAAAUUCAACUACACAGAUGAUCCCACCAUCCUCAAAAUUGAGCCUGAUUGGAGUAUUGUCAGUGGAGGAACCUUGUUGACCAUUACUGGAACCAAUCUGGCAACCAUCAAGGAGCCAAAAAUGAGAGCAAAGUAUGGAGCUGCCAAGUCUGAAAAUAACUGCACAGUUAUCAGCAACACUGUGAUGUUGUGUCUGGCGCCCUCUGUGGCUGGAUCUGACAAAGGCUUCUCAGAAGCAGGCAGCAGUCCAGAUGAGAUUGGCUUUGUCAUGGAUGAUGUGCACUCUGUGUGGGUGGUAAAUGAGAGCUUCAACUACCACCCAGACCCUGUGUUCGAACCUCUGAGCCCUACGGGUAUGCUGGAGCUGAAGCCCAGUUCUCCACUUAUACUCAAGGGUCGUAACCUAAUUCCUACAGCCCCUGGAAAUGCAAAGCUGAACUACACGGUGCUGAUUGGUGAAACACCCUGCGUCCUCACACUGUCUGAGAGCCAGCUGCUGUGUGAAUGGCCAAAUCUGACCGGAGAGCAUAAAGUGACUGUCCGUGUUGGAGGCUUUGAGUACUCUCCAGGGACUUUACAGAUCUACUCGGACAGCCUCCUCACCCUGCCUGCCAUCAUUGGUAUUGGAGGAGGUGGCGGCUUGCUGCUGCUCGUCAUCAUCGGGGUGCUGAUUGCUUAUAAGAGGAAGUCCCGUGAUGCAGACCGUACCCUCAAACGGUUGCAACUCCAGAUGGACAAUCUGGAAUCAAGGGUGGCCCUGGAGUGCAAGGAAGCCUUUGCAGAGCUGCAGACGGACAUUCAUGAACUCACACAGGAGCUGGACGGAGCGGGCAUCCCCUUCCUCGACUACCGCACUUAUGCCAUGAGAGUCCUUUUUCCGGGGAUUGAGGACCACCCUGUGCUAAAGGAGAUGGAGGUCCCUGCUAACGUGGAGAAGGCGCUGACUUUCUUUGGCCAGCUCCUGACCAAAAAGCAUUUCUUACUGACUUUCAUCCGCACACUGGAGGCGCAGCGGUCCUUCUCCAUGCGAGACCGAGGCAACGUGGCCUCCCUCAUCAUGACAGCACUGCAGGGUGAGAUGGAGUAUGCUACAGGCGUCCUAAAACAACUCCUGUCUGACCUCAUAGACAAAAACCUGGAGAGCAAGAACCAUCCAAAACUGCUACUCAGGAGGACGGAAUCUGUAGCUGAGAAGAUGCUUACCAACUGGUUCACCUUCUUGCUUUACAAGUUCCUGAAGGAGUGUGCUGGGGAGCCUCUGUUCAUGCUGUACUGUGCCAUGAAGCAGCAAAUGGAAAAGGGACCAAUAGACGCAAUCACUGGCGAGGCACGCUACUCCCUCAGCGAAGACAAACUCAUCAGACAGCAGAUUGAUUACAAGACUUUGACCCUGCACUGUGUGAACCCAGAGAAUGAGAAUGCACCGGAGGUGACAGUGAAAAGCCUGAACUGUGACACAGUCACGCAGGUGAAGGAGAAGCUGCUGGACGCUGUGUACAAAGGCACGCCGUACUCACAGAGACCAAAGGCUUCUGAUAUGGACCUGGAAUGGCGACAGGGUAGGAUGGCUCGCAUCAUCCUUCAGGAUGAGGACGUAACCACUAAGAUAGACAAUGACUGGAAGAGACUCAACACUCUGGCUCACUACCAGGUGACAGACGGUUCUGUGAUUGCAUUGGUGCCUAAGCAGAACUCGGCCUACAACAUCUCCAACUCCUCCACUUUUACCAAGUCCCUCAGCAGAUACGAGAGCAUGUUACGAACAGCCAGCAGUCCAGACAGCUUACGUUCUCGAACUCCCAUGAUCACGCCUGAUCUUGAGAGUGGCACCAAACUGUGGCAUCUGGUCAAGAACCACGACCACUCAGACCAGCGGGAGGGGGACAGAGGGAGCAAAAUGGUGUCCGAGAUCUACUUAACCAGACUACUUGCCACAAAGGGGACCCUCCAGAAGUUUGUGGAUGACCUGUUUGAGACCAUCUUUAGCACAGCACACCGAGGUAGCGCGUUGCCACUCGCCAUCAAGUACAUGUUUGACUUUUUGGACGAACAGGCCGACAAACACUCCAUAUCAGACGCUGAUGUACGGCACACUUGGAAGAGCAACUGUCUUCCACUGCGGUUCUGGGUGAACGUGAUCAAGAACCCCCAGUUUGUGUUUGACAUCCACAAAAACAGCAUUACAGACGCUUGCCUGUCUGUGGUGGCCCAGACCUUCAUGGACUCUUGUUCAACAUCAGAACAUAAACUAGGGAAGGACUCUCCUUCAAACAAGCUGCUCUAUGCUAAAGACAUCCCCAACUACAAGAACUGGGUGGAGAGGUACUACUCAGACAUCUCCAGAAUGCCGGCCAUCAGCGACCAGGAUAUGAGUGCCUACCUAGCAGAGCAGUCGCGCCUUCACGCCAACCAGUUCAACAGCAUGUCGGCUCUGCACGAGAUUUAUUCCUACAUUGUCAAGUAUAAGGAUGAGAUCUUGUCGGCUUUGGAGCGAGACGAACAGGCGAGGAGACAGAGACUGAGGAGCAAACUGGAGCAGGUCAUUGACACAAUGGCUCUGACCAGCUGAGGACCCGUUACCACCUCCCCUUCACUGCUUCUCCUCAUCCAUCUCCCUCCCUUGCUCCUCUCACCCCGACAACAAACAAAACUCCAACCCCCAACAGAACGACAAACUGCAAAGAAUUGAAGCAGUACACUGCAAAAUUGGGGGGUUGGCAGAGAUGGGCGCAUGCGUGCGUACGUGUGUAUGUGUGUGUCUGCGUGAGAGACUGGGACUCUGGGUAUCUUCACACGCAGAGAACAUGUCAGCAGACAGCGUUCGGUUAUUGUGGAUGUUGGUGUUUGUGGUUUGCUUAUUUUUGAUUUUGUUGUGAUGAAGUCUGAAAGAAACAGUGGAAGCCUCGAAAGGAACUUCGUACGUGGAGUCGUUACCAUGACGAAGCGGUUGGAACAUGGACCAAUCAGCCAGUGAAGAGAGGCUCUGUGGUGUGAUACUUUCAAACAUAUUAAGUUUUUUUUAUGAUUUUUGUAUAAAUGUAAUCAACUGCCCUCUCUGCUCUCUCGGCUGAAUUUGCACAAUUUACAGAAACAUUACAUGGGAAAACUAUAUAGAUAUUAUAUAUGAAUACAGCUACAUUUUUAAAGAAAGCUUAGGAAGAAAAACAGUUUGCUGUUUCUUUUCUCCCUUUUAACCAAUGAACAAAACAUAAUUUGGUAUUUCAUGUACAAAACAUAGGGGCAAAACAAAAACAAAAAAAAAGUUGUACUGUGCCAUGUUUUCUUUGAAUGUUGUUUAGUGCAAAGACAUUUUGUUAGAUGGAAUGUGCAACUGUAUGAGUUUUAAAUAUGAACAUGCCUCGUGACUGAAAAUGAUUUGUUUGACCUACAUGAAAGCUAUGUUGAAAGCAGCGGGAAACAAAGAGACACGCUCGAUUGUCCCCCAGUUGUGUUCGGACAGUUCAUGGUGACAACAUGAAGCUGCAGUUGUCUCUAUUCAAUCGGCGCAAUCUCUUGGUUUUAGAAAACCAAAUAUUUAGUGGCAGGAAUGUUGCUUUAUCAUACCCAUGUUAGUCCCUGGCACCACAGCUGCUUCUUUUCUUCCAGAAGUGACAGUUUGGUGGAUUGUGGUAGAGCGACUGGACAAUGAAGUAGCGACAUUGCACUACCUGAAAUUUUAUCACAGCUAUCGUAUCUCAGCGGACUCCACGCUCCUGGGUUUGUUAUGUAUAUCCAUCAAAGGGUCAAUUUUUAAGGCAAAGUGCUGCCUUGUGCGACUUUGUUUUGGAGAAUGAGGUUAGGUACGUAGGGCUUGGCCAGGUUCCUCAAUGUCGAAACAAACCUCUUUUCAGCCUGAAGCCACUUUUUUAUCGGUUCAUUGAUGUUAGGGAUGAGUAAAACAUCCCCCAUUUCCCUUCACCUGUAACCGUCCUGUGUGACGUGGACGUUGUAGCUUUCUACCCAUUAGGCUUGUAGGUGUAGAAUGAUGUGGUGGUAAGACUCCUCGGUUCAUUAGCUCCCCCUGGCUGAGUAAUCCUCCACUUGGCCUGAAGCUCUUGAUUUAAAACUAGUCUAUUGCCAUGUGUGGCUUAAGCUUUUUUAUUUUUAAUUUUGUUUGUCACCCUCUUAAGGAUUUUUUUCUUUCAACUAUGAUGUCACUGUUUUUGACUUUGUGAUGAGAAAUGAUAGAUUUUCUUUCCUGCUUGCAGAAAACCAAACUGUGGUCUGUAUAUUGUUUUUGUCAUUGUUUUCAUUUGUAAAUUGUUUACUUUUUAUGAGGAACAAAAGCUGUUUGCUUUUUUUAUAUCAGGUUUUGUUUUGUUGAUUGUCUCUUUAUUUUUAACAUGUAAAUUUGUGCAUUAUGGUACGCAGAAGAUAAAAUUUUCUUCCGUUUGCCUGAAGGUGAAAAACUUGACCGUUCUUGGGGUUUGUUUUUCUGAUCUCAAAGGUCAAAAUGAAAGUCAGAUGAGCAUCUGUCUUUUUGUGAAAAUGUGACUUGCUGCUUUAAAUGUUGUACCUUGUUUUUCUAUCAAACUUUAGGGCUGUCAUUUUAUGCUGAUCAUAAAUGCUGUCACUGUCCAAUUUUACACCAGGUUUCUUUAAAAAGCAAACAUGAGUACAUCUUUCAAAUUAACAUCAGCCCAGUGUUUAGUUUACAUGUGCGAUAUUGAGCCAACUUCACCUGGAUCCUGGUUGGGAUCUGACAGUUCUCCACUAAGAGCCAGAAACCAUCUCCAGGACUAAUGGAAGCUGGUUGGAGACUACACAUGCAAUAUAAUUCAGUUUUAGAAAAUGUUGGGAAGAAAACUUACCCAAAGCAUGCUUUAUUUCCUCUCCCUCUCUCUCUCCCUUUUUUUUUGCGGGUUUUAUAGACGAUAAAACAGUGACGUGCACGUGUUGUGAGACCAUAGUUCGCCGGUUUGGGCGGCACAAAUCCUCCCACUCCCUGCAGAAUCAGCCAAGGCUGUUAAACUUUGUCCCGUUAGGCUUUUUAGACACUUAAAACAUUCUCAUCUCAUUCUCAGGUUGGUGCUCCAUUUGUGUUGUACUCUGUAAUUUGCUCACUUAAAUGACUGCUGAGGGAGUGGGCUUCUUUACAGUUUACAUGGCUACUUACCUUUUAGAUCCACUUGCUUUAUCAGAAGCGUCCCAGCUCUACUUCUGUCGCCUUCAUUUUGGGCUGUUUGUUGUGAUAAUUGACUUGUAUUUAUCAUUAUUGAAGUGGUGCAGAGUGUCAGUAUAACUCCAAGAAUAGAAAGGAGCAUCGACUGUCAACUUAGUCUCACUUAAAACUUGUCCUGAGAACGUGUCGAUUGUAGUUUGGCAGCGCAUCGCUGGCUUUGAAGCUGUCGUUCCGUCAAAUCUGAACAAAUGAACAAAAGUGAAUUUAGCUGCACUGCCUUCAGUGUGAGUGGAUCUAACACAUCGGAUCUGGUGUUACUUUCUCUGCUCAUUAGACGUGUUACAUCACACAUUUGCCUUUCCAAACAUCAUUGAAUCAAGACCGAGCACCAUUCUUCUCUGCUUCCUUCUUCUGUUCUUUUCUCAAAGUUGAACUGCAUAGGAUCCAAGGUGGAACAAAGCAAAUUUAUUUCACAUUUGGCAAAUGAAUUUUAUUACAGUAACUUUCAAACUUGAAGCAACUGUCACAAGUUUGCAGGUUAGCAUUCAUUGUGUAAAUAUUCUGUUAUUUCAUAUUUUGCAGAUUUACUACUUGUAAAUAAACUCGCAUCAAGGAGAGAUUAAACAUUUUUUGCUAUAUAAAA